AUGGCUAAUCCAAGUUCUCCAUCAUUAGUUGACAUGGUGAAGCAAGUAGCAGAACAACAGAAUACACAAACGUCUGAAAUAGACAAGAGCAAAAAUGUCCUUUCGCAGUUGCAGACUCAACUUCAGGAUCUUGAAAUACAAAUUAAUUACGUUGCAUCAGAAAGAAAGGCAACAGAAAGGCAAAUUUAUCAUCAAGAUGAAGGCAUAACAAAUACAAAAGAUCGUUGUGAAAAACUGGAGACUCAGAUCACAGACUUGUAUGUUGAGAAUGUAAAGUUGAUAUUUGACACACAAUCUUUUGAAGAAGAUUUUAAAUUGAUAUUUCUAAGAAACAGCAUCUACUAUGAGAAAAUAGCUGCCCACAGAGACCAUUUUGAGGCCGUAGAAAGCAAAUUGCCACUCGUGAUUGAGCUCAUGAAAAAAAGAGCUGCAGUCAAAGAGAUGAUUACACACAAGGAGGAACUAAUGUCUGCUCUUCAGAAUCCAGAUGUAAAUGCUACUAAUCCAAUCCAGGAUGAAAUUGCAUGUUUGGAAAGUGAAAUUAAUGUACUGAAAGAAGCUAUCAGUGAAAAAGAAAAUGCACUUCGAGAUGAGAAAAACAUGCAUGCUAGGCUUCGAAAAGAAAUUGAGGUACAGAAUAAAAGAUAUGAAGCUAUACUAAAACGUCUUCAUUGUCAAGUGAACAAGCUGCAAUCCAGCAAAAGACAGUGGCACUGGAACAUUCAACAGAUGGAAGAAAAAGCAGUGGAACUAAAGAAGCUCCUUGGAGUAACUGAUUGA
Molecule: messenger RNA, 780 nt
Organism: Elgaria multicarinata webbii
Lineage: Eukaryota; Metazoa; Chordata; Lepidosauria; Squamata; Anguidae
Gene: CCDC122
Product: coiled-coil domain containing 122
Exons: 4
Coding region: 1-780 (259 amino acids)
Source: RefSeq, a predicted model, not a curated record